This is a messenger RNA of Cheilinus undulatus (humphead wrasse), 5123 nucleotides long. It is a transcript of the gene rundc1, whose product is annotated as RUN domain containing 1. Lineage: Eukaryota; Metazoa; Chordata; Actinopteri; Labriformes; Labridae. The transcript is spliced from 6 exons. The record is from RefSeq and is a predicted model, not a curated record. Bases 141 to 1853 code for a protein of 570 amino acids.
CCCAAGAUGGCGUUACACCUGUCUCUCCGAUGUUGAUCCCUGCUGUUUCCUGCGCAGCGUAAGAAAACAAACCUUCGGGAAUAUACUUUUUGUAAACUGACGACAUAAUUUAACUACUGGAGUGAACUCGUUCACUGAAAAUGUCCACGGAGGAGCUGUCAGCCUCGGAUAGCGAAGCUGUGUUGGCCGGCGCAGGGGAGCGAUGGGCACCGGUCGGCGCUGUGGCCAGUCCCGAGGAUGAGAGCGGGAGCACCGGCCAGCCAACGCAGAGAGGCUCGUCGUUGGCCAGCCGGGAGGAAAUGGCGGCCAGAAUGGAGAAGCUGGAAGAGGAGCAGGACUUGUUGAACUCUUCUCUCCUCGCUCUCACCUCUCAUUUCGCUCAGGUUCAGUUCCGACUGAAGCAGAUAGUUCACGCCCAGAGCGACGAGAAGGAGAGGAUGCUGGCGGAGCUGGAGGAGUUCGCCUUCAGGGGCUGCCCUCAUGUUGUAGGCUGUAGAGCUCAGGAUGCCAAACAGCUGGAGAACUCGGGAGAUCUGAGCGAGAGGGAGAAGCGUGAGCGCCUGGAGGCUCAGAGAGAAAAACAGAAGGAUCUCAUUUUCCAGCUGAAGACACAGCUGGAUGAUCUGGAGCGCUUCGCCUAUCAGGAGGGCAGCUACGACUCGCUGCCGCAGUCUGUCGUCAUGGAGAGGCAGAAGGUUAUUAUUGACGAGUUGAUCAAAAAGCUUGAUGUUAACCUGAAUGAAGACAUUGGGAACCUGUCGCCCGAGGAGCUGAGACAGAGAGUGGACGCUGCCAUCGCUCAGAUAGUGAACCCAGCCCGUGUUAAAGAGCAGCUGGUGGAUCAGCUCAAAACCCAGAUCAGAGACCUGGAAAUGUUCAUCAACUUCAUCCAGGACGAGGUAGGGAACCCUCUCCUGUCAGAUGGUGGACACAGCCAGCAGCCACAAGCACCAGGGAACAACUCCAGAGCUCAAGGAGUGAAGAAGAAAGUCGAUCCUGAGCAGGCCCAGAAGAUGCGAGAAACCGGCUUACAGCUGAUCCAGAAAGCCCUCGCUGUGCUACAGAUCUUUGCAGCGAGCCAAUUCGGUUGUGGACCCGGUCACGUUCCUCAGAGCAUGUGGCCUCAGGAGUCUUCGGGCCAAGACUACGGCCCCCUGCUGCAGCGUCUGGAGGCCGCCGUAGAUAAGGUGAGAGUCCUGGGCUCCUGCAGACAGCCCGCCCUCGAACACGUCGUCAACUACACCAGCAACACAUCACUGGGACCCCGAGAUGAGCUCACCACUGCUGUGAGAAAAGAGCUCUCGAUUGCUCUCAAAGACUUGCUGGCACACGGGCUCUUCUCGCCCUCACAGACCAUGAGCCUGGUGCUGGCCCCCAUCUCCUGUCUGCUGCCUUACAGACCCGCCACGCAGAACAUGCACCCAUGGGAACUCUUUGUUAAAUUCUACCACUCCAAAAAUGGGAAAGCCUUUGUUGAGUCACCAGCUCGGCAGCUCUCGCAGUCCUUCAGUUUACCUGUAGGGGGCGGCCCAGUGACCAUCACCCCGAAACAGUCUCUGCUGUGGGCGAUCCACACAGUCCUGAAGGAGCACGGACGCUACAAACGUGGACCGGACACAGAGUUCAAAGCGCUGGUGUGCAUGGCGCUGAAUGAGCAGCGUUUGGUGUCGUGGCUCAACCUGCUGUGUAAAUCUGGGACUCUGAUCCAUCCGCACUAUCAGUCUUGGAGCUACAUGGCUCAGACCGGCUUUGAAGGAGCCCUGAGGAUCCUGGGACGCAUCAGCCACCUUAAAUUCAACCUCCCCGUUGAUUUGGCUGUGCGGCAGCUGAAGAACAUCAAAGACGCUUUCUGAAGAGAAUCAUAAAUCAGCUAAACACCAACAGCAUGACUUUGUGCUUCAAGUAAUUAACCUUUAAAGGUCUUUAAGUAGCGCCCAUCUGACGUGACGUGUAUGAUGUCUACAGUACAUGCAUGGGUGAUUCUGUUCUCUAUGUUUAUGAUGCCAAAAUGUCAACAUGACAAUGCUACUCGUACUGUAAACAUGCCUUAGAGUGGAGUUUGAGAUUACCUCGUCUUUAGCGAAGCUUUCCUGACCUUUGUGACCUGUGCACAGUAUCAUCCCACCUGUGAACAUGACCGCGCUCUCAGCUCUGCAGCAGAGAGUCUGUACAGUAAUCAGUACUGUAACGUUGUAGCCACACAGAAAAUCCAAUUAGAGAAGAGGAGAAACAGUCUCCCUACUGUGGCUGCAACACAGUAGCAAAGAGGCUGCUAUAAAUCGGAUCACGUGUAGCAGAUCGGUUGAUUGUAGAGCCCAAAAGCAGCACUCAGGUCACAAUGAAAUAAGAAAUGUACAUUUUCAUCAGGGCUGGGCGAUGAUGAGCACUGGAGACAUGAUUGUGCAAAGAAUCAUGUUGAUGAACGCUGGACAUUACCACUCAAGAUAAACACAUCUAGCAGCCUGUUACACAGUGAGAAUAAUAACCACAGCAGCUUUCUUCUUUCCAGUUUAUUUAUUUGAAGUACAUUUAUUUAAUCAGAUAGAACCUCAGUGAGGUAAGAAUCUCACUUACAAGAGUGUCCUGUACAAGAUAGGUAGCUGCACAUUUAACAGAACAACAGACAUCAAGCAUUAAACAUAAAACUCCAAACACAGAUCAGCCAACUCCAGAGUCACAGAGAAGAAAGUCAUUAGUGAAAACAUCUACAGCCAGAUGCAGCCUUCUCUAACACCUUUAAAUCAAUUAAAGAGACCAGCUCUCUCAGGUAUAAAUAAAUUUACUUGCCUUAGAAAACAUCCUGCAAUAGUAAUACAUUUUUCCACAACAUGACUAUAUUCACCACUAGUAGAAUAAAGUGUCACAGAAUAGAUUUUCCUGCAGUAGAAUUAAAUUUUCCUGCAGUAUUAAUACAUUUUCCUGCUGUAGAAUUAAAUUUCCCUGCAGUAUUAAAACAUAUUCUUGCUGUAGAAUCAAAUUUCCCCGCAGUAUUAAAACAUAUUCUUGCAAAAUAAAUACAUUUUCCUUCAGUACAAUAUAUUUGAGAGCAAUAGAAAUAAAUUUCCUUUCAUGCAGUAGAAAUACAUUUUCCUGCAGCACAGUACAAUUUUCUGCUGUAGAAAUACAUUUUCCUGCAGUAGAAAUGUGUUUUACUGUAGCACAGUACCUUUUCCUGCAGUAGAAAUACAUUUUCCUUCAGUAGAAAUACAUUUUGCUUCAGUAGAAAUGCAUUUUCAUACAGUAGAAAUACAUUUUCCUGCAGUGGAAAUACAUGUUUCUGCAAUAGAAUUACAUUUUCCUGCAGUAGAUGAGCAUUUCCUACAGUAGAAAUAUAUUUUCCUGCGGUAGAAAUGCAUUUUCAUACAGUAGAAAUGCAUUUUCCUGCAGUGGAAAUACAUGUUUCUGCCAUAGAAUUACAUUUUCUUGCAGUAGAAAUACAUUUCCUGCAGCACAAUACCUUUUCCAGCUUUUGAAAUAAUAAUAGAGUACAAAUACAUUUUCUUACAGUUGAAACACAUUUCCUGCUGUAAAAUACAUUUUCUUUCUGGAGAAAUACAUUUUCCUGCAGUUGAAAUACAUUUUUUUUCAGUAGAAAUACAUCUCCUGCUCAAGAAAUAUGGUUUUCAACAGAAUAUAUACAUUUUCCUGCAGUAGAAUACAUUUUCCUGUUGUAGAUUUGAUUGGCAGAUCUUCCUAUUUUAAACCAUAUUUUAGUUCAAUAAUUAUGCAUUUAUAGAAGUAUGUAGUAUUUUUACUGAUUUUAAUCUCUGUGUCCUUUUGUUUUGGUGCAAGUGGAAGCCUUAACUUAAAACUGUGCUGGCAUCAGUACUGGUAGCUCAGCUUGCAGUCCCUCCAGACAUCAUGUCCCCUAAACACGGACUUGUCUUUUAACAUAAAAGGAUUAUUCAGCAGUUUUGCUGCUUUUUAAAAAUGAUUUUCUUUAAAAGAUAUUUAAGUUCAGCUCUUAAUGUAGCCCAAAAAGGAGUUAACUUUAUCACAUGUAAACAAACACAAGUGAAAUCAAACUCUUUGGUCUCUCCAGGCUACAGCAGCCCUGCUAGGCCCCACAGUCAUCACGCUGUUCCCUUCUGCCAGUUCCACGUUGCCUGUGUCUUUUCCCCCGUUUUUUCUUUGUUCCCGUCUACAGUAGUGAAACUGGGCCAGAACAAAGCUGCCCUACCACGCUGCCAUGAUUAACACUUUUUAGGAGCAGUAUCACUGGAGCUGCAUUACACUAGCAAUACAAUCUAUACACACCAAGUCAGUAUCAAGAUACUCCUAUAACCAGCAGUUGUGUCAAAAUAUAUUCAUAAGAAUUGUAUUGUUAUAUAUGCAUCUUUAUUUUGCCAUAUCGCCCAGCCCAAAUGCGCCAGGCAAACAUGAAUCUCAAGUGUAGUUCAUUAUGCAGCUGCUACAUGCUCCAAACUCCCUUUUAAACCUCUGAAGCUGUUAUUUUGCACAUUGUUUCAGGUGUGUGAUCAUUUUAGACCCUGUAUGAACUGCUGCUUCUCUCCUACUCCAGGUCUCGUUCCAACUGAAAUUAUAUUGUUAAGAGUUGAUUUCAUGAUGUUCUAGCUUGUUUUAUCUUCCUGAUACAGCUAAGUUGCACGAACCGUAACCUUAAAAACUGAAUGUACAAAACUGUUAAAGUGAGGUCAUUUCAUAUCUGCUGUAUGUUUGUGGACCCUCAUGUUUGUAUCAAACCUCUGAGUGGAGAGCUGAUUCCAUAAUACGCACUUUGAAGAGUGCAUCUUCAAACACAUUUCCAUGUUAAAGCUUUAUUUUAUGUUACAGUGUAGAAGGAUUCUUUGUGUUCAGUUUAGCUGUGUAGUUUAAACAUAAUGCCAUGUUUUGGUCCCUGUUUCCCAUUUUUUCUUGGCUUCUUUGUUGUGAUUCAUGUAAAGUUAUGUUAAUUUAUUUGAUUCAUGUUUUAGCUGAUGAAGUCAGGACAUAUAACACUAUGUUAAGUAGCUGGGAACAAUAGAUACACUGAACUGUUUAAGUACCAUAGUUAUAUUUAUGUUGUUUUAUUUAAUUUACCAAAUCACAUGUAAUAUAUUGGAAAUGUGUUUGUUUUAUUAUGUUUAAUGCAAAUCAACUGCUGUAAACAUAUUAAACAGUAA